AAAGAGAUCUGGGUAGUUUUUAUGGAUGGUAAUGGAUGUUGAUUACAGAGGAAUCUUGUAUGUGUAUGUAUGGAUAUAUUAUGCAAUUCUUUUUUCUAUCUCAAACAUGGUGUAUGGUGUGACAAAUGCAAAUGAUUUGAAGAUUCUUAUCGAAUUCAAAAAUGGGUUAGAGAACUCAGAGCUCCUAAAAUGGCCUGCAAAAGGAAAUGACCCUUGUGGUCCUCCUACAUGGCCUCAUAUUGUCUGCUCAAAAGGCAGAGUCACACAGAUUCAUGUUCAAGGCUUGGGGUUAAGUGGUCCCUUACCUCAGGACUUUAACCAGCUUGACAACCUGGAAAGUCUUGGCCUUCAGAAGAAUGAUUUCUAUGGCAAACUCCCAACUUUCAAUGGCUUAGAGAAUCUACAGUCUGUGAACUUGGAUGGAAACCAGUUUGAUACCAUUCCUUCAAGUUUUUUCCACGGCCUUAAUAGUAUCCGUGUUUUGACUAUGGAUGACAACCCAUUGAAUAAGUCAACCGGGUGGUCCAUACCUCUUGACCUUCAAGGAUCUACUCAGUUAGCCAACUUUUCAUGUUCAAAUUGCAAUAUAGUAGGAACUUUGCCGGGGUAUUUUGCAGAACUCCCUUCUCUGGUUGCAUUGAAACUUUCUGGUAAUAGACUUAGCGGCAGCAUUCCAAACAGUUUUCGCCAAUCAAUGCUUCAGGUCUUGUGGUUGAAUAAUCAGGGUGGUGACGGGAUGACGGGUUCAAUUGAUGUCAUUGGCUCCAUGGUCAGGCUCAAAUCUGUUUGGCUUAACGGGAACAGAUUUAGUGGAGAAAUCCCCGAUAACAUCGGGAAUUUGACUUCUUUAAAGGAUCUGAACCUGAAUGGGAACCAACUUGUUGGUCUGGUUCCCAAAGGAUUGGCUGAUUUGAAUCUUCAGGCGUUAGGUUUGCAUGGGAAUUUACUAAUGGGUGCAAUUCCAAAGUUUAGAGCUUCCAAAGUCACUUACUCUUCGAAUUCUUUCUGUCAACAAGAACCGGGUGAACCUUGUGCUCCAGAAGUUAAUGCCUUGAUACAAUUCCUUCAUGAGAUGAAUUAUCCGCCCCGCCUUGCCGCGGAAUGGACAGGUAACGAUCCUUGCAAGGGGCAAUGGUGGGGUAUCACUUGUAAUCCAAAUGGUAAUGUGUCCAUUAUUAAUCUCCAAAAGCUUGAUCUUGAGGGUACCUUGAGUCCUUCACUUGCAAGCUUGAAUUCACUGGUUGAGAUUCGCUUGCCCGGAAACCAUUUGCACGGGAAAGUUCCAGCGGAGUUGACUUCAUUGAGAUCUUUGAGAUUGUUGGAUAUUAGCGGGAACAAUUUUGACUUGCCGUUCCCACAAUUCAAUGAUAGAGUGAAGGUAAUCACUGAUGGCAAUCUUGCUUUGAGUCCUUCAAGUAGUCUCAUAUUGUCUCCUCCUGAUCGCCCAUUCACACCUUUACCAGAUCCAAGUUUCUUAAUCAAUGGUUCCUUAACUGUCAACCAUUCGCCGCCGUCGAUAGACAGCCCCCAGUCGAUGGACAGCCCGCCUCCUCUCCCUGUUAACGUCACAGAUUCGGACACAAAGUCUGUCAUAGUUUUCACUGUGGCAGUCAGUGUAGCUUCUACAGUGCUUGUCCUACUAUGUGUCAUUUACCUUUGUUACCUCUGGAAAAAGAGAAGGCCAAAUAAGAUUUAUGGUGCGACUAUGUUCAAUCCCAGUAAAGAUCGAUGGAGUGAUGACAUUAGAAUCACGAUCAGUGAUGAGUCCCCAACGGAGGAUGGAACCCCUAAUCUGAAUAUUUUAGUUCCACUUCAUAUCCUCCGAUCUGCGACAAACAAUUUCUCCCCCCAUAAUGAGAUUGGCCGCGGAGGAUUUGGAGUGGUUUACAAAGGGGUGCUUGACAAUGGCACUCAGGUUGCAGUGAAGAGAAUGGAAGCAGGGAUUGUUAGUGGUAAAGUGGUGGAUGAAUUUCAGGCAGAGAUUGCUGUUCUUUCUAAAGUACGCCAUCGCCACCUCGUGUCACUCUUGGGUUACUCUAUGGAAGGAAAUGAGAGACUCUUGGUGUAUGAGUACAUGGGACAGGGAGCUUUGAGUAAGCAUCUUUUCCAUUGGAGAAGCCUCGACUUGGAGCCGUUGUCAUGGACAAAAAGGUUGAUAAUUGCUUUGGAUGUCGCUAGAGGGAUGGAGUACCUUCACAGUCUCACGCACCAGAGCUUCAUACACAGGGACCUCAAAUCAUCCAAUAUUCUUCUUGGGAAUGAUUUCAGAGCCAAAGUUUCUGAUUUUGGAUUGGUGAAACUCGCUCCUGACAGAGAUAUGUCUGUUGCAACUAGGCUUGCUGGAACAUUUGGGUACCUUGCUCCAGAAUAUGCAGUGACCGGGAAAAUUACAACGAAAGUGGACGUCUUCAGCUUUGGGAUGGUUCUGAUGGAACUUUUGACAGGCUUAACAGCGCUCGACGAACGUCGUUCAGAAGAGAGGCGAUAUUUGUUGGAUUGGUUUUGGAAAAUGAAAGCAGAGAAAGAAACUCUUCUGGCUGCCAUUGAUCCAACUCUUGAACCAAAAGAACAGAUCUAUGAUAGUAUUUGUAUAGUCGCAGAGUUGGCCGGACAUUGCACAUCAAGUGAUCCUAACCAUCGGCCCGAAAUGGGGCAUGCCGUUAAUGUUUUAGCUCAACAGGUUGAGACAUGGAAACCUGUGGAGCAUCCGAACGAUUGUCCUGCCAUUGAUUUGUCUUUGCCUCUUCCUCAGAUGUUAAAGAUCUGGCAAAAUGAACGAACCGAAGAUUUCAGUUACCUAAGCCCAUACAGCAAAGGGAAAAACAACAAUGCUAGAUGAAUUUUUGAGACCUCUCUUUCAGCUUUCAAGUUUGAAGAAAGUCCAGCAAGUCAAACCUCAUUCUCCAACAAUCCUCAGGGACAUGUAGUCGGUGGAAGAAAGUAAUGAGAGGGAUGCCAUGCACAUCGGUCCAUGGAAAUUGCUAUUUUAACAACAGGUUUGACACCAUUGAUGACACUACUAUGUCUCAUACAUACAUGUACUUACAAUGAUUGUCUAUGCAUCAUGUAUGUUUGUGAGAGACAAUGGUGUCAUCAAUGGUGUCAAGCUUGGCGUCGCUAUAGCAUGGUCCAUCAGUCUAAUGCUACAUAUGUUUACGCGCAUUAUACCGGUGCUCCAGGUCUAUAUGAUUUGGUGCUGGAGUCAUCUGAAGGGGUUGAUAUACUGACAUCUUGUAUAUGGGAAAUUUUUCUCUGUGACCAUUCAUGCUUAUCU
Molecule: messenger RNA, 3274 nt
Organism: Cuscuta campestris
Lineage: Eukaryota; Viridiplantae; Streptophyta; Magnoliopsida; Solanales; Convolvulaceae
Source: the annotation of a GenBank genome assembly